Messenger RNA from Hordeum vulgare subsp. vulgare (domesticated barley), 987 nucleotides. Its product is annotated as elicitor-responsive protein 1-like. The record is from RefSeq and is a predicted model, not a curated record. The transcript is spliced from 5 exons. The coding region runs from base 270 to 734 and encodes 154 amino acids. Lineage: Eukaryota; Viridiplantae; Streptophyta; Magnoliopsida; Poales; Poaceae.
UGAACCGGUCCAAACAGCAGCUUUCUCCACGGGCACCCCCUUUCUCACGCUGGCGACCGCUCGAGAGCUUUGACCUGCUAGAACGGCCAGCCAAGGCAGCGAAUGCGUACAAAUACAUGGGCUGGUAGGAGGCGGCCGUGGUAUCUUGCCGCCAGACGUCAACUAAUAACCAGAGCAAGAUAGACCCGGAGGAAACAAGGUGAGGGCAGAGCAGCCUGCGAGAAGGCGAAGGACAGAGGAGGUGCUUGUUCCUGUUAGAUCCGGAGGCGAUGGGCAGGGGUGUUCUGGAGUUGCAUCUCGUCGACGCCAAGGGCCUCUUCGGCAGCGAUUUCCUAGGGAAGAUAGACCCGUACGUGAUCGUGCAGUACCGGAGCCAGGAGCGCAAGAGCAGCACCGCCCGAGAUGACGGGAGGAACCCGAGCUGGAACGAGGUGUUCCGGUUCCAGAUCAACUCCUCGGCGGCCAACGGGCAGCACAAGCUCUUCCUCCGGAUCAUGGACCACGACAACUUCUCCAGCGACGACUUCCUCGGCCAAGCAACGAUCAAUGUGACUGACCUGAUCAGCGUUGGCAUGGAGAGCGGCUCGUCGCAGCAGAACCCGGCCAAGUACAGUGUCGUCGCCGCGGACAACUCGUACCACGGCGAGAUCAGAGUGGGCCUCUCGUUCACGGCCGCCAAGGUCGAAGAAGACGGCGCACAGGUCGGAGGCUGGACGCACAGCUCCCGUGAGUAGAGCAUGUGGUGUUUGCCAAGGACGUUACUCUCCGUCGCGUUAGCCUUAGCGUUAGCGUUAGAUGUUAUGCCUGUGAUUGAAUGAUGUGAUUCAAACUGUAUGUACGUUGCACCUGCAGCUUUGUAGAAGAUGUAUAGUAGCCAGAAGUCAGAACAGGUUAGAGGCGUCAAGUCCGUUAAUUAAUUGUCGAUUUGUGGUUCUUAUUCUAGGGGAAACUGUGAUUUGAAUUUCUGAAAACUUGUCCGUCGCUGAA